GAGACUCUCUCGUUGCGCCGGAAAUCCUUGAUAUAUUGCUAGUGCUACUUCGGAUCGAUCUCCUGUCUCGUUUGAUCGAAUAGCCGGCUUCUCCUGGAAGGCUUGAACCGAAGCUGCAACCUGUAAGGCACCGGUAUGGCUUCACCUUCGCGCAAGAAGCCGUCGUCAUCCUCGUCGGGACGGCGAGACCGCAUCAGCGACCUCCCCGACGACCUGCUGGGCCACGUCCUCUCCUUCCUGCCCACCAAGGAAGCCGGCCGUGCGGCCAUGCUUGGCCGCCGGUGGCGCGACAUCUUCUGCAGCGUCCACACCAUCUCGUCCGAGGAGCGUGAGGGCCAGAGGGCCGGCGACUGGGACACCUACUUCUACGAGGCACAGGAGAGGAGGAGCUGCAGCACUGCGCUCCUCCAGAGCAUCAGCGCCGCGCUCCUCCACCGCCGCCGGCGCCCCGGCCUCAUGGUGCCGCUGCGCAGCUUCCGCUUCGCCUUCGACAGCUACCAUGGGUGGGACAAGGGCGCCGUCGACCAGUGGCUCUUCGAGGUGCUGCGGCAGCGCACCCAAGACCAGGAGCUCCACCUUGACCUGCGCUUCUUCAUCGGCCCCAUCUGUGCACGCGGCAGUGUUAAUGGCGACGACGAAGAAAAAGAGUCGAACGACAAUAAGUCGUGGGGGCAUGUCCUUCCGAGAACGCUCUUCUCCUGUAGAGCCGUGCGGACGAUGUGCCUCAGCUAUUGCAAACUGAAUCUACCCGAGGUCGUCGACCUGCCAUUUCUCGAGACGCUGCGCCUGACCAGCAUACGAGGUGACUCCGAAGAAACCAUCCAAAAACUCAUCUGGAGCUGCCCCCGACUUGCUGACUUGACGCUGGAGGCCAACAACCGUCUGAAAAAACUCACCGUUCUCGACAAACGCCUCCGUAGGUUCGCCCUCCGGUGCUGCCACAACGUGACGCAAGUAAGCAUCGACGCGUCGACGCUAAGAUGCCUAGAAUACAGCGGCUCCGUACCAGAGGAGUCGCUCAUGUCCCUACGCGGCUCACCGGCAGUGUCCUCGUGCACCAUCCGCUUCUGCAAGGUGAGAUCCAAUGAGUCGGAGUUUGUCCGGUUCAGAAAACUCCUUGAGAUAGUCUCGGACUCAAAACACCUGCACCUGCACCACCGUGGCUUGGGCAGUGAAUUCUUCACGGUGUCCCCCUUGUUUGCCAACCUCACGCGGCUUGAGCUACAGGGUCCCAUCGAAAACAGUGACACCGUUGAUACGGUCAAGAGGAUACUGGAGCAGACGCCAAACCUCGAGGUUCUCUCGCUCUACAUGGAGGAGCGGCAGCAGGACGUGGAGAAGCGGAGACGAAGAGAGGAGAAGAUCAGGUACCGACAGCUCUAUGGAAGGGUUGUAGGUGAUGAUCAGGAGGAGUACGACCGGUCCGUGGAUCUUUGCAAUCUCAGAGUUCCCGACAGUUCGUGCUUUUCGUUGCCGUGCCUGCGUCGUCGAUUGAAGGAGAUCAAUAUGGUUAACUACCAGUGUGACGUGCAGCAUAGGGUGUUGGCCAGCCUGCUGUUUCGCAAUGCGCUUGUGCUCGAAAGGAUGUGUGUCGUGUUUGUCAAGGGGCUGUUCGCCGUGCAGGUUGAGCUGAGGAAGGAGAUCGAGAGCUGGGUAGUGGCCAAGCCAGACAAGAGUUUCAUGUAAUUGGAGUAAAUUUUGACCAUGACAUUAUUGAUUACAAGUAGAUUACUUGACAAAUUAAUGAACACGUAGCUUAGUAGUGCAAGUAGAAGCAAGAGAGGAACUCCUAGUCAAGGUUUCGUCUAUGAACGAGUUCUGAUAAAAAAUAAAAAUCUUUUCACGGUUAACUGGGAGUCAUCAAUAAUAUAAAGUCUUGGUUUUGCUAAUUCCCCGUUGGUCCAAAUGAAAGUGCCGCCAAAUGCUCAUAACUUUUGGUGGCGUCAGUAAGAAGUUUAUACCAGGUCGUGCCAUAUUGAAUGAGAGACAUAUUGAACGGAUUCCGUUCUAUCAAUCUUAUGGGUGAAAGGAGACCAUUUGGCAUGUGAUAUUUGAAUGCACUGGGCGAAGCUUUCCUAGCAGGAGCUCAGGGCAAGUCAGUCAAGGUAACAGAAAUUCACCCGAGCUAAUUGGGCCAUUGAUCUCAAAGGCGACCAGGUAUAUGGUGAUGAAGAUGUUGUUAUUUUAUGUGGAGGUUGGGUUGUGUGGUCAGUAGGGAAUGCUAGACACCGCAAAGAGCGGGUUAGAUCGUUUUCCGAGUGGUGAAGUGGACCGCAAAGUAACUCAGGUGUGCGCUCAAAACGUACAGGCGAAAUAACAGGUAACAGAGGAGGGUUAUGCUGAAAAUGAAUGAAUGUGGAUGGCAAGCUAGUUGACCAUUAAAGACAGUAAAACCGCAUCUAAUCCCUGCCCUCUCACGAAUUGAGCGUUCCUGGCCGUUUGAUUUAGUCCAGUGGACAUUCCUGAUCGUUCGAUCAUCCCUUGAUGCUGUGUUUGCCUCGAAAUGGGCUACAUGCUGUAAGGGCAGCUACUCCCAUGACUUUUUUGGAGCCAUGUGGUUAACUGGGCCUCCAUGUUCAGCCCAAUAUCGUGAACGACGCUCGGAGACACAGCGCUCUCGUCUCCGUAAUAUACAAGAAAAAAAAUCGAGAGAGAGGAAAGAAUCACGGGAGGUCGAUACAGAGAGGACGCCGCGGGUGCUGGAUACAGGCGCGAGAGGAUCCAGUCGCGUGCGAGGGAAUCCAUGGCCGGUCGAUCCAGCACCGGGAGAUCGCCAGCGAGGUAGAAAGGGGGUAAUGGCGCCUCAUCUUUUGGAAACUGCUCCGCUUAGACUUCAAACACACAAUUAAUCUUCAGUUUCUAUGCACACAUAGACAGAGAUUGAUGAGGAUGCAGUGCGCGGAGCAGCCGUUUCUACAGAACAUUAAUGCUUUAAUGGAGUGAGGUGCGCCUCAAGACGGAUGGUGGAGGUCAGGUACCUACAUAUGCUCUGUACGGUCACCCAGGUUAUUCUCCCUUCUUCCUCCAGCAGUACUGCAGUAGCAUCCAGAACUACGCUUCUCCACUAUGUCGCCCCUCAUCCUCAAUUUUGAUGCAGAUUUCCCUUUCCCAAUACAAUCCCUUGGCACUCAAUAUACGUACUCUGCUCGGGCUCCUGCUGAUGCUGUUUUCCGCUUUUAAUUUGUUGCAGUUAUUGUCACCCAAGUGUUUGGGAUUGCUUCUGGCUUAUUGGUUCAACAAAUUUCUGUAGGGUGUUUUUGGGGUUACUUUUGUUCUUGAGUUCUAAAACUGAGGAUCCCAA
Molecule: messenger RNA, 3301 nt
Organism: Triticum aestivum (bread wheat)
Lineage: Eukaryota; Viridiplantae; Streptophyta; Magnoliopsida; Poales; Poaceae
Product: FBD-associated F-box protein At5g60610-like
Exons: 1
Coding region: 136-1686 (516 amino acids)
Molecular function (GO): protein binding
Source: RefSeq, a predicted model, not a curated record